AUGUCUCCGCUGUGCGCACCACUCCCAGUUCUCAUCUCCCUCUUGUUUGCGUCGGUCACCGCAAAGGCAACGAUCUCCCCGUGGCCGGAAGGCGAUGGGGCGGCGCUUCUGGCUUUCAAAGAGAAGCUCGACGAUGGCGGAGGCACUGCGCUGUUGUCGUGGAACCAAAGCUCCCAUUUCUGCACGUGGCAGGGAGUGACAUGCGGCCGUAGGCACCUGGAGAGGGUGACGGCAAUAAAUCUCACCGCCGCUGGCCUCACGGGCCAGAUCUCCCCUUCCAUCGGCAACCUCUCCUUCCUCCGAAGCAUCUUCCUCAACAACAACUCACUCCAUGGCGGCAUCCCUUCCUCCAUCGGCCACCUCCGGCGCUUGCGGUUCCUCGUCCUCCGAUUCAACUCCCUCGGCGAGGAGAUCCCUCUAGAGUUGGUCAAUUGCUCGGAGCUGACAAUAAUCAACCUGCAUGGCAAUCGAUUCGUGGGAUCUGUUCCGCCCUGGCUCGGCUCCUUCAAGAGGCUUACUAGUCUUUAUCUCAGCAACAAUAGCCUCACAGGAGUCAUACCUACAUCGCUCGCCAAUGCCUCAUCCCUCGAGGUCCUGGCGCUGCACUAUAACCACAUAGAGGGUGUCAUCCCGGAAGUUCUCGGCCGACUUGCCCGACUCCGCACUCUUAAUCUCGGCGUCAACAACCUCACAGGUACAAUCCCUACUUCGCUCUACAAUUUGACCUCUCUGCAAGGCCUCGGCAUGGCGGUGAAUCACUUGUCCGGGGAACUUCCGGCUGACUUCGGAAGCAAGUUCCGCAAUCUGAGAAAGCUUUUAUUGAGCAGCAAUAAAUUCAGCGGACCAUUUCCAUCUUCCAUCACCAACUGCUCCGACCUCGAAAAUUUUGAACUCGCAUCAAACAAUUUCAGCGGGAGAUUGCCUCCAAACAUGGGAAGAUUAGCAAAGCUCACCUGGUUCAUCAUCUUUGGAAACCACUUUGAAGCACAAACCGCCAAUGACUGGGAUUUCUUAGCUUCACUGACCAACUGUUCCAACUUAGAGAGUGUCUACCUCCAAUCAAACAACUUCGGCGGGUCGCUGCCACAUCUCGUCGCCAAUUUAUCCGAGAAACUUCAAAACUUGUGCGUGUCAGAUAAUCUGAUCUCAGGGAGCAUACCACCGGGGAUCGGGAACCUGGCGGCCUUGCAAAGAUUCGUAUUGAGCUAUAACAACUUCAUCGGCGACAUCCCGGAAGGGAUUGGCCGUCUCCGACACUUGCGGGUCCUGGUCUUGGAUGACAACAGCCUCUCUGGGCACAUACCACCCACUCUCGGCAAUCUCACACUACUGUUGAUUCUCAAUGCGUCCCUCAACGCAUUGCGAGGGACAUUGAGCUCCAUCAAGGGGCUAGAACAGUUGUAUAUUUCGCACAAUGAUUUGUCAGGCGGCAUUCCACUGUUCUUCCAAAACUUGAGUUUUUUAUAUGCCAUUGAUCUCUCUUUCAACCGCCUGGAGGGACCAGUUCCGACCAACGGUGUCUUCCAGAACAUUUCUAGCUUUUUUAUUGCCGGGAACAAUGAACUCUGUGGGGGCAUUCAAGAACUCCACUUGCCUGCAUGCCCCAUGCAGCAUCUAGAAAGAAAAAAGUCCAAAUUGGUUCCGCUUCUAAUCGCUGGUUCCAGUCUCUGUUUUGUGUUAUUGUGGAUCAUCAUCUUUGUUCUUAUUUACCGGAGACGCAGCAAAAAAAUGCAAUCGACACCAUUGUCUUCUGGCUUGGAUGCCCAGUACCCAAUGAUAUCGUAUGCGGAGUUGUCGAGAUCUACAGCAGGAUUCGAUGCCGCCAAUCUAAUCGGCAGAGGGAGCUACGGCUCAGUGUACAAAGCGACCUUGGAUAGCGAGAACAGAGCUGUUGCCGUGAAGGUGUUCGACCUCCAACAAUUGGGAUCCUCCCAGAGUUUUAUAGCGGAAUGCGAGGCUUUAAGUCGCAUCCGCCACCGGAAUCUUGAUCUCAUCAAGAUCAUAACCUGCUGCUCUAGCAUCGACUUGAACGGCGACGACUUCAAGGCCUUAGUCUUCGAAUUCAUGCCCAACAAGAGCUUAGACAGGUGGCUGCACCCAAAUCUCGAAGAAGCUCAUCAUCAAAAUGCAAGAAAUCUAAGGCUGACAGAGAUGUUGAACAUAGGAAUCGAUGUCGCUGAAGCGUUGGAUUAUCUUCACAACAAUUGCAAACCACCGGUGGUCCACUGCGAUCUAAAGCCUAGCAACAUUCUCCUGGACGAGGAGAUGGUGGCUCAUGUUGGCGAUUUCGGGCUCUCUAAGUUCCUCCCUGAAGGAAUGAGCAGGUGCUUGGCUGACAGAAGCAACUCAUUUGGAUUGAGAGGCACCAUUGGCUAUGUCCUUCCAGAGUACGGAGAAGGCAGUCCUGUUUCCACAAGCGGCGAUGUCUACAGUUUCGGAGUGCUCCUAAUGGAGCUAUUGUCAGGGAAGAGCCCUCUGGACGACAUGUUUAAGGACGGGCUUAAUCUGCACACACUUGUGGAGACGAGAGGAGUCUUGGAGAUUGUUGAUCCAGCUUCACUCCUGCGUGAAAAUGGAACGAACUCGUUGAAUAGUAUCGAAGAGUGUUGGAUUUCCCUUGCAAGGAUCGGUCUCGCAUGCACCAAACGCAUGCCCGGGGAUCGAAUGCACAUGUCCGAUGUCGUUGCUCAUCUGCGGAGCCUCAGGAAUUUGUUCGUCUGA
Molecule: messenger RNA, 2721 nt
Organism: Zingiber officinale
Lineage: Eukaryota; Viridiplantae; Streptophyta; Magnoliopsida; Zingiberales; Zingiberaceae
Product: putative receptor-like protein kinase At3g47110
Exons: 3
Coding region: 1-2721 (906 amino acids)
Biological process (GO): protein phosphorylation
Molecular function (GO): protein binding; protein kinase activity; ATP binding
Source: RefSeq, a predicted model, not a curated record